CCUAGAGUUUAGACGUCGAGGACGCAUUUUGAAUGUUCCUGUCUCGAGGUUAUAUUAGCUGGGGAGAGCAUUGACUACGGUCUACCUAUCGAAAGAAGCGCUGCCACUUUCUAUGGGUAGUGUCUCCGUUGGAUGGGCACAUUCUUCCGACUUCUCGACUUCUCGACUUCUCGCCGAACUAGAUCUAUCGUAAUGAUUGACUGUAGUCCCACGGAUGGAGCAUGAGCGGAACCUCCAACUAUUGGCAGACGGCGAACUAUCUCUCGUAUGAGAAGACGGGCUUGCCCGUCAAGGGAACUCUGCAGUUUCUGGUGUGGAUGCGUUUAAUGUACUGGUCGGUUUGGAUGAUAUUAUUGCCGCAUGCCGGCACCGCGAUUCGACCCACCAGGCGAUCGGCUAGAUUAUGUGCUACAAUUCGGUCGCCUAGUUUGUCUGGAGAGCAUAUGUUGGUACAUCAUCUCGAUCGCUCGGAUCUGUUUCCGAUACGGUAAGAUAAAUGAAAUUGGCUGACCACUCCCAUUCUAAUGUCCCCAGCUGCAGGAACGGGCAGAUGAGGUAUGGAAGUACAAUAUCGCUAAAUAUAUUUUCAUCAUUCGAUUAACAGGGAUUGGAGAUUCAGUUAGGUUGAGUACCAUGUACCCACCUAGGUUCGCCGAGCCACUCAGCUUUGCAUUGCCUCAUGCCUUGUUGUCUAUUUGACCGCUUGCGAAGGGUUGCUUGGAUUCAAAUACCUCUCAACUACUUUUAUUUAUUAUUCAACCUAGUCCAAGUCUUCCAGAGCUUUAUCGACGCUGAGUGAGUUAUAAUAUCUCUAUGACCCUGCCGAGGUACCUCAUUUUCUAUUAUACUUGCGCGCCGGCGUCAGAUAUAUUGGCCUUAAGCCAGGCUUCAAAUUGAAUGCUAACAUCCACGUUCAUUGAGCAAAUCGGAUCACGGCAGAAACACCAGCAUCACUUCAC
This is a messenger RNA of Eremomyces bilateralis CBS 781.70, 959 nucleotides long. RefSeq lists its product as uncharacterized. The coding region runs from base 222 to 491 and encodes 89 amino acids. NCBI's taxonomy places the organism in Eukaryota, Fungi, Ascomycota, Dothideomycetes, Eremomycetales, Eremomycetaceae. The transcript has a single exon. The record is from RefSeq and is a predicted model, not a curated record.